ACGCCGGGAGAAGAAGAAGACUCACACGCGCGAAUUUGAUGAGUAGUUUUAGGUCUUCAGACCCUAUAGUUGGCUGUCCCGUUACCAGGUUUAGGACGGACUCUGUAAGUUGUCAUCUGAGUUCCUAACAUCGCACAUGAAAGAUAGUUUGGUUAUGUUUAAAUGAAUCGUUUUUUUCAACUCAUAGAGUGCAUUGUAAGCUAGCUUAGCUAACGAUGAAGACACUUUAGACAGUUAAUAAAUCGCAGUUACCCCUGCUUGUUUAGAUUUAAACGGUCCCCAUUUUUUUACGCCUCUAAACGUUACCAACAAAGUUUCGUUUUGCCGCCUCUCUUCUUACUCUGAACAACAUCAUCAUGUCUAAACGGAGAAGCAGCACCGUCAUUGAAAACCCAGACAAGAGGAUCCGGUCAGACGCGGAGGCUGAAGAGGAGGAGGAUGACAAAGAAGAGGAAGAGGAGGAGGACAUUGCCGAUCAUAGAGAUCAUCAUAGGGAUGUUCCUCAGCGGUGUGCUGGAGAUGUGGUCAGUGAUGCAGGGAUUCUGGAGAGCAUCACCCUGAAGAACUUCAUGUGCCACUCCCUCCUUGGUCCCUUCGCUUUUGGUUCCAAUGUCAACUUUGUUGUUGGCAACAAUGGCAGUGGGAAAAGUGCCAUUCUGACGGCUCUUAUCGUUGCCUUGGGGGGUAAUGCACAUGCCACUAACAGAGGAUCCUCCCUCAAGGAUUUUGUGAAAGAAGGAGAAAGUUCAGCCGACGUAUCGAUUACUCUGCGUAACAAAGGAAAGGAUGCUUUCAAACUGGAGGUCUAUGGUCCAUUGAUCACUGUGGAAAUGAGAAUAACACGAGAUGGGUUGAGAACAUACAAACUAAGAAGUAAAGAUGGUCAAAUCAUCUCAACCAAAAAAGAAGAACUCAUUUCUAUUCUGGACAAUUUUAAUAUUCAGGUUAACAAUCCCGUUUCAGUUCUCACCCAGGAAAUGAGCAAACACUUCCUGCACUCUAAAGGAGAAGGGGACAAGUAUAAGUUUUUUAUGAAAGCCACCCAACUGGAGCAAAUGCGAGAAACGUUUGUUUACAUUAAAGCCACUAAGCAAGCCACUCAACAUAAAAUUGAACAACAGAAUGAACAUCUGAAAAGGCUGAGAGAAGAUUACAAAAGGGAGGAAGAGCGUUACAAGAGCCUGGCUUCUGUGGAUGAAAUUCAAACCAAACUGGAAGAAUUACAGAAAGAAAUGGCCUGGGCGUUGGUUUCUGAGCUGGAGCACAAUCUGGAACCAAAGAAAGAGAAGCUGGAGGCAGACAGACGUUCCACGCAAAAGUACGAUGAGAAGGUCAAUGAAUGGAAGAGUAAAGUGGAGGAAGCUGAGAAGAAAUACAAGCAGACGGAGGAGGAUUUGGAAAGGAUAACCCAGCAGGUCCAGGAGCUUCAGCCCAAAUGUGUUGAACUGAAGACUGAAGCUCAGAGACGAAACAACUUACUAAAGUCAUGUGAGGUCACCGUUCACAGAUGCAAGGCAAACCUAAGAGACCUGGACAAGGACAAAGUGCAGCUUUCCACACGAAUUAAAGAUCUCAAAGUCAGCUUCAGCCAGUCCACUGGAGCGGAGAGCCAGGCCAGAGCAGAGCGGAUGAGCCAGAUCCAAGCUGAGCUGGAAAACCUGAACCAUCAGAAUUCCACUCUGGUCCAGCAGAUCGAGCAGUACGGAAUGGCUAACAUCCGCACCAGAGAAGAGCAAGGAAAGGUCAGGAUGGAGCAUGAAACCAUCAAGAAGUCUAUUGAAGCCAGCAGCAGAAACCUGAGGAUUUUAGAGAGCAGUCGCUCUAACCGACUCCGGCGGUUUGGGGAGCACAUGCCCAACCUGCUGGACGCCAUCGAAGUAGCUCACCGACGCGGCCAGUUCAAGCACAAACCCAGGGGACCUCUUGGUUACCUUAUCAGUCUUAAGGACUCAGAGCUGGCCCUCGCUGUGGAGAUAUGCCUGAAGAACCAGCUUCACGCCUUCACCUGUGACAACUAUGAGGAUGAGAAGGUCCUGCAGGACCUCAUGAAAAAGUGCUACCCUUCAGGCCGCAGGCCCAGCAUCAUUACCAGCCCUUUUUUUCCAAAGGUUCAUGACACAAGAAGAAGGGCCGUGAAUCAUCCCGAAUUCCCCUCCGUCCUUCAAGCAUUGGAAAUUGAGGACCCCGUUGUGGCCAACUGCCUCAUCGAUCAAAGAGGCAUCGAGAGCAUUUUGCUCAUUAAAAACAAUACUCAAGCUCGGAAAGUGAUGCUGGGCAAAAAUCCUCCUCGAAACUGCACACAGGCCUUUUCCAAAGAGGGAGAUCAGAUCUAUACCAACCGGGUUUACUCUGCCGAUCAGACCAGAGCAAACUGUCUGUCUGGAGACGUUGAGGAGGAGAUCAGGCUCCUGCAGAGGGAGCUGGAGAACCAGAAAGCUCAAGAAUUUCGUUUCCAGCAACAAAUGAAAAAGCUGGAGAACGAGAUCAAACAGAAUGAAAUCUUAAUCAAAAAAUGCCAAAUGACCCAAAAAUCCACUAAAGACAAAAUGACUAAGCUGCAGCUGGAGCUGACGGACCUGCAGAACAUAGAAGAACCUCAGUCAGAAGACCUGAAGGCACUGGAGGAAGAUUUACAGGAGGUCAUCGCCAAGAUUUCAUCGAAACAGGCCGAGUACGACGAAGCAAGAGAUCAGAUGUCCAAGCUCAAGGAGAACUAUGAGGAGGCAGAGCAGGAAUACAAGCAGCACAAAGAGUCCAUCAACACCCUUAUUGAGGAGGCGGAUUCAGUUAAGGAGGAUCUGAGUAAAACCGACCAGGAAGUUGUACGAUGUAAACAUCACACCAAACAUUAUGAAGAGAAGCGCAGUGCCCACCUGAAGAACAUCCAGUCUCUGGAAGCAGAACUUAGAAGCAAAGAGGAGGAACUGCAGGAGUCUGCAGCAAAGGCCGCUCAGAUUUGUCCCGAACGCUUAGACGCCUGUCGGCCGGCCAAAAGUUUGGACAGCGAAAUAAACCGCAUGAAAGUGAAGAUCGCCACCCAGCAGGAGCAACAGGGGGACCGCAGUGAGAUUGUCAGGCAGUUUGUGAAGGCCAGAGAGAGCUACAAGAGCAUGUCGCAGCAAAUACGGAACCUCAACUCUUUCAUUUAUAGCCUAACCAGCGUCAUGAACAAAAGGCUCCAGGCUUACACAGAGUUCAGGAAAUUUUUUUCUGCUCGCUGUAAGUACUACUUUAACAGCAUGCUGGCUCAGCGAGGAUACAGCGGAAGUAUGAUCUUUGACCACAAGAAUGAAACCCUUUCCAUCACAGUCCAACCGGGUCAAGGAAACACGGCUGACUUGAGCGACAUGCGCUCCCUGUCUGGAGGCGAGCGCUCCUUCUCCACCGUUUGCUUUGUCCUGUCUCUCUGGGCCAUCACAGAGGCGCCUUUUCGCUGUCUGGACGAGUUUGAUGUUUACAUGGACAUGGUGAACAGAAGGAUUUCUAUGGACAUGAUGCUAAAGGUGGCUUCAGGUCAGCGCUUCAGACAGUUCAUUUUCCUCACGCCGCAGAACAUGAGCUCUCUUCCGAUAUGCAGCAACAUCCGUAUCCUUCGCCUCAAAGAUCCAGACCGAGGACAAAACAACUCAUCAAAAUGAGUAAAAAUGUAGUAAAGGUUACCGUUGUCAGCAAGACGUUCCUCUGUAACUUAAAAAAGUUUAAGUUCAAAGAUAUUUUCAAACAUUUCUUGUAAAGUCUGUUAAAACUUUAAUAAGCUAAAAAGGAGAGUUUGUUCUUUCUGUUCAACUUUAUGGACGUUAACGUUCACCAGAAUUGUUAAUAAAUAAAAUACUUUCCAGACAGGAAUCGUGUAUGUUCUGUGUAUAGCUGUUAGUUCAACAAUGUUAGUCCUUUUGUAUCUCAAAAAUGGUUAUAAAUAUGGCAUCAUUUGUGUAUUUUUUGUCAACUUUUUGAAGCAAAUUUGGUUUAUCUUUCAUUUAAACAUAUUUGCUUAAUGCACUUUCUAACAUUUCUGUGCACCUCAAGUGUCAAAAAGUUUUCAGACUGUUUACAACUGUGGACCUAAAAAUAUCAUUUUAGUGAUUGUUGUGUUUAUUCCUCAUUCACAAAAGCAUAACAAGAACUGUGUCCAUGUUUGAACACAUUGGAGGUAUUUCCAAGUCCUUAUACCAAAUUAAAUGCACUUUUGGAACAAAA
Molecule: messenger RNA, 4197 nt
Organism: Oryzias latipes (Japanese medaka)
Lineage: Eukaryota; Metazoa; Chordata; Actinopteri; Beloniformes; Adrianichthyidae
Gene: smc6
Product: Structural maintenance of chromosomes protein 6-like
Biological process (GO): double-strand break repair via homologous recombination; chromosome organization
Cellular component (GO): chromosome; Smc5-Smc6 complex; nucleus
Molecular function (GO): ATP hydrolysis activity; damaged DNA binding; single-stranded DNA binding
Source: RefSeq, a predicted model, not a curated record